Messenger RNA from Amyelois transitella, 650 nucleotides. RefSeq lists its product as uncharacterized. The transcript has 4 exons. NCBI's taxonomy places the organism in Eukaryota, Metazoa, Arthropoda, Insecta, Lepidoptera, Pyralidae. Gene Ontology annotation, cellular component: cAMP-dependent protein kinase complex. The coding region runs from base 1 to 558 and encodes 185 amino acids. The record is from RefSeq and is a predicted model, not a curated record. Gene Ontology annotation, molecular function: protein kinase A regulatory subunit binding.
AUGAAUGCUAUCCCUGAAAUCAGUUCGUAUGAGGACCGUGCCAUUGAUACCGUGGUGUCCAUCAUCAAUAAAGCCAAGGAGAAGUUGGGAGAAAGACUGACUUUGAGACAAUUAGCACAAACCCGUGAUGGCCUCGCGAACCAAGGCAAAGUGACACUUCGUGGUCUCCGGACCCCCCUCGUGGUCAACACUGAGAAGUUCCUGAAGGAUACGAUUGAGAAGACCUGGGACCUUACCAGAACGUUUUCUUAUGUGCUCAACUACCUGGGAGGGUCUCAGGAUGAAUGCUCCCAGUACUACUAUUUUGAAGCGAUGUUCAGCCAACCCACAGCCAUGUAUCCAAUCCCUCAGACCACCGCCAGCGUGUUCUUCAGGGUCGAAGACAAGCAUAUAGAGCCGGUGGAGUCCAAGGGUGUGCCAAGGAUGGUGUUCAGGCUGGAGGGCUUCCACUCGGAACACGACGUACGCUUCGUGACUCUGACCGACGACUGGAUCCUGGGGAUACUGCAGAUGAAGACCAAGCUUUACCAGCGCAUCGAGCAGAUCAAGCUGUUCUGAUCUCGUCAUGAUAAAUAGUUACUUCUUUCUUUUACCUCAUGUUUUUCUUCAUAUUAACUUCAAACAAAAAGUAACUUCGGUUGUAAAGCGUA